This is a messenger RNA of Durotheca rogersii, 2305 nucleotides long. RefSeq lists its product as uncharacterized. The record is from RefSeq and is a predicted model, not a curated record. Lineage: Eukaryota; Fungi; Ascomycota; Sordariomycetes; Xylariales; Xylariaceae. Bases 165 to 1844 code for a protein of 559 amino acids. The transcript has a single exon.
GUAGAGAAGAAGCCCCAUGCUGACUCCCUAUGCACCCACAUUCCCCAACCAAACAGUGUAGCUACCUACAUUUUUCCCCUGUGCGCAACCUUGUGCGGGCAUCUCGGUAACAUUUUAGUAUCUCGCCAUUGACGUCUAGGUUGUCAUUAAGCUACACCGGCGAAAUGGGCCGUUCAUGCGAAGACUUAUUCUCCAAGUUGCCAACCGAUGUACUGGCCUAUCUGGUUGACCGCGAACUUCGCAGCAAUCCAAGGGACUUGAUCAAUUUAGUGUUGGCCCAUCCGCGGGUUUUCCUGUCGGGUACCUUCAAUGUUGCCACCCUCGAUGCUACUCGUCAAAUAAGACUAAGAGACCUCCCGUCUCCAGAAACACGAGAUACAAUCCCCCUCAUAAAUACUGCGAUAGAGAUGGGAGCAGUUGUUCCUUGGUGGCUCAUCCGCCUAUUGGGACUGGAAUUGGAGAGGGCUCAGCCGGGAACGCUCAAUGGCAUAUACCCGAGCUUACGGCCUAUCGAGCCCCCUUUGCAUACCGCAGUCCGCUGUGGUCAAGCCGACAUCGUCCGAUCCCUACUCCAGUGGGACAAAGUCAACGCCUGGGUGAAAUAUUGCCCCACAAGAAAUUCUUCUGCCCAGCCGAGCAGCUGUAAGUAUAGAUUCUCGGCACACCUCCCGCCAUGCACGCCUAACUCGCCCCUAUCGGAUUGCAAAACAGCUGUAGAAUAUGCCAUAUCAGAACAUAGAAUGGCAAUGUGGGGAUUCCGCAUGGGCCCGAUUCGCAGCAACAUCGAACACUGUGCGUUAGCCUUUGUUGAGCUUGGGCACACCGAACAAAUGAUGCAGCAGGGCCAUGAUUGGGCGACCAAUAUAUGUAUCCGGGCAGUCUUCGCUGGGAUGAACAGGUAUUUUGCUGCCGUAUUAGAUCGAGUAUUUGAAUUGCCCCCCGAGAACGCCCAUCGGCGAUGGCUUCAUGAUCAAGGGUUGCGCUCAAUUCUCUAUAGGAUCGCUGACCUGGUCCGAGACGACAGCAGCGCUAUCCAGCAUAUCGUCGACAAGUCUAUCGAAACUGGUGCGGUCUUGUUCCCUGGGUGCUCGGAACAGGAGCUGAGCCCUAUUCUGACGGCUUUGGGCGAUCGCAAGGUGCUAAACGCAAUAUAUCUCUUGAGGCUAGCGGAUAGCGCAGGGAUCGAGGACCGCGUCGCGUUUAUGAUGUCUACGUUGGACGGCGCGCCUCUCGAAUCGAUGCAAGACGAUUACGAAUUUGCUGGGUAUCGCUUAGCGCAAUACAAAGCCGUCAAGAAACUUCUCGACGGGCUCGCGCCGGGUUCCUUGAAGAGACUGCUGGAAGAGGGAUGGGGGCGAUAUGUACGUCGAGUCUUUUCCCUGAACCAAGCGUCAAAGGAGGUGACCAAAUUUCUAGUCCGGAAUGGGCACAACUCGCCGGAGUGGAUGCAGGAAGCUAUAGCGGAAGGCAGCGAGGUCGCGCUCUCGGAGAUAAUCAAGAUCUGGGGCGAGCAAGGCAUUCGCAUAGACACGCCCUUCGCCGAAGACCCUAGGAACGUCACCGGAACGCUUCACGGAAAGGUGCUUGGCAAAGUGUCAGCAUUGCAGUUUGCGAUUAGGGGAAGGAAAUUGUGGGCGAUUUUGAUGCUCAUGGACGCACACGCAGACGAGUCUCUAGUGGACCGGAUAGACUGGUAUCUGUUGAAGAAACAUCUCGACUUUCUUCAACACACGCCUUUCCGCCACCAGUUGGGGUACGGUCCACCGACGUAUCUGUUUGGGGAACGGUGUGAGGUCGAGGAUAAAAUCGAAAUGCUCCGGCGGAUAGCCCAAUCGCAUCGCUAAAAGGCGUUGCUGGCGGGCGUGCCGAAUCUCAUCAGUAGCUUGAGUUAGGAGAGGUAGGUAAUAUCAGAAAUUACGGAAAGGCCCGUAUGGUAUGUGUAAAACGUAGGUAGAAUGAGGUAGUGUUCGUCCAGAGUUUGUCGCACUCGGGCUUACGAACCUGAGUAGUGCGUCGGUCGCGGAGGAGGGUGCCCGUUACCAGCCCGGUCCAAUCUUACCGCAUGGCGUUGUCUUGGGUACUCGAAGGAUAGGCAUAAUAAUCAUGAUAGCCUGUUGUUGCCAACUCGGUUGCGCCAUCGGUGCGUCCAGCUGGCCAGAUGAUGAUCCCAUAUCAAUAGCCCAUUACCGACAAUGCAGAAGAUGAAAGGAAUCGAAUCCACCGGCCCAUGCCAAACCUAUUAUGAGUAGGUGCACGUAGAUCCACGAGCAACGGCGUUGGCAAAGGGGACGUGCAAAGACAUCGU